This is a messenger RNA of Penicillium waksmanii, 1239 nucleotides long. RefSeq names its product M20 family metallopeptidase. The coding region runs from base 1 to 1239 and encodes 412 amino acids. The record is from RefSeq and is a predicted model, not a curated record. NCBI's taxonomy places the organism in Eukaryota, Fungi, Ascomycota, Eurotiomycetes, Eurotiales, Aspergillaceae. The transcript has 5 exons. Gene Ontology annotation, molecular function: dipeptidase activity.
AUGGCAAUCAACCCAGUCUCUAUUCCUCCAGAGGAAGUACGCAAGGCCAUUGACGCUGCUUUGGAAAAAGUCGCAAAAGGCCUCCGUGGGCUUAAUCAAUAUAUCUGGUCCAAUCCCGAACUCGCCUACGAAGAACACAAAGCCCACGAUUCAAUCUGCAACUUUCUUGAAGAACAGGGCUUCUCUGUUACCCGGCACGCCUACGGUCUCGAUACCUCAUUCGAGUGUAUCAGCGGAACUGAAGGACGACUUGUCAACUUCAAUGCAGAGUAUGACGCUCUUCCAGGCAUUGGGCACGCAUGUGGCCACAACCUUAUUGCAACGGCCAGUAUAACCGCAUUCUUGGCGCUGGCGCAUCUGCAGAAGGAAUAUAAUAUUGGUUGUCGCGUUCAGCUGCUUGGAACGCCGGCUGAGGAGAAUGGUGGUGGGAAGGCGAAAUUGCUAGAUGCGGGCGCAUAUAAAGAAGUCGAUGUUUCUCUCAUGGCUCACGGAGGUCCAAAGAACAUCAUCGGGAGACCCUCCGAUGGUGUCGCGGGUAUUCUCAUGAACGCACGAAAGGAGCUGUACUUGGAAUAUUUUGGCAAGAAUGCGCACGCAGGCGGGAAUCCUUGGGAGGGCGUGAAUGCACUCGAUGCAUUGGUGAUGACCUAUAAUGGUAUCUCCGUUCUAAGGCAACAGAUCAUGCCGGAUGAGCGGAUUCACGGUGCCUUCUUGGAUGUGCCAAAGGUUGCGAAUAUUAUUCCCGCGUACACCAAGUCGUAUUGGCAGAUUCGAAGCCCGAGUCUAGAGGGUUUGGAUAAACUUAUUGCGCGGGUGAGAAAAUGCGCUGAGGGUUCUGCUGUUUCUACUGGAUGUGAGGUUAAGAUUGAGGAGAAGGAAUUGUAUACCGAUAUUGUCCUGAAUGAUACCCUCUGCGAGCGAUAUGCCUUACAUAUGGAGGAGUUGGGCAGAACGUGUGUGAAGAAAUAUGAGAAGGUCUUGACUGGUUCUACUGAUGCCGGAAAUGUCAGCUAUGCUGUCCCCACUCUUCACUCGAUGUUCGGCAUCCCGGCUCCAGAAGGUUCUUACCCCCAUCACCCGUCUUUCACUGCCAGUGCUGGAACCGACGAGGCGCAUGAGGAGGCUGUUGUUACUGGUAAAGGCUUGGCUUUGCUUGGGUGGGAUAUGCUGACCAAUGAUGAGCUUUUCACUGCUGCGAAAUCUCAGUGGGAGGGACAAGUACCGAUUGCUGAGAAGUAG